AUGAGAGAAAAACUUGAACAGAUAGAAUUUGAAAAUGAUAAAUGCAAUAUUGGCUUUCCUUUGCCAAACAAUAUUUUUGGAAAAGCAUUUCUGCUUGACAACGCUUUGUCUUUUUCUGGAGAUGAAUUGGAAAAGUUGGUUCAUGGCGAAGAGAAAAUGGUUUAUGAUAAAUUAUUGAAGGAAGAAGAAGAGAAUGAUGAUGAAGAAGAUGAGAAUGAAGAAGAAGAGAAUAAUGAUGAGGAAGAAGAAGAAGGCAAUUUACAAGGGCAGUAAUGCAUUCACAAAGGAUUCUAUUUUGGAUUUUGAAAAAAUCCCAGAAAUGGAAUAUAAAUACGAAAUUCAAAAACAGAAGAAAUUUAAA
Meloidogyne enterolobii is the source of this 361-nucleotide messenger RNA. NCBI's taxonomy places the organism in Eukaryota, Metazoa, Nematoda, Chromadorea, Rhabditida, Meloidogynidae. The record is from the annotation of a GenBank genome assembly.